CCAACGAUUCCGGAUUUCGAAUUCCGGAUUGGCGUCUGCAGCUGUCAAAUCGGGAAUCUCAAUAGAAGUCAUGGCCAUGAAGCUGCCGCACGGACUGUCAAAAUCCGUACUCUUCACGCUGCUAUGUGUCGCCUUAAUGUCAGCAGUCCUCACGAACGCGCUCGAUUGCUAUGCGUGCACCUAUUUGGACGGGUACAGUGAUACCUCCUGCUUGAACAAUGCCAGUGCAGUCAGAGCGAUCAACUGCACCAGGAAAUACUGUGUGACGAUGCGCGUGGAGAUGAGGCGCAACUCGAGCAAGGUGAUGUCCUUUUUGCGCGACUGCCAGGACGAACCCGCGAUGCUUUAUGGAAACAUACCAGAUGAAACGUUUCGCACUUACUACUCAUCCUGCCAGCAGAACCGCUGCAAUGGGCACAAUGGACGGGUGAAGAACUCAACAAAUGGAACCGACGGCGGUGGAAUUCACAAUGCCAUAGUACCAGGAAAAAAUGCUGGCCAAGGGGUGUUUCUAUGCCCUUGGACACUGCUCUUUUUGCCUGUCCUGAGAAUUUGGCAAAUGCAUUUGGCACGGGUCCCAAAAAUCGCAUAGAGAUAUGACGCUUCAAAUACCCUACCACAAAUAUCCAAAUAAAUUAUAUUUUCCAUAGUUAAAUGACAAUAAUAUUUUGUAUAGUGUUUAUGAUUUAACAUCUAUGAGACCCAAUU
This is a messenger RNA of Drosophila rhopaloa, 708 nucleotides long. RefSeq lists its product as uncharacterized. Bases 71 to 592 code for a protein of 173 amino acids. The transcript is spliced from 4 exons. The record is from RefSeq and is a predicted model, not a curated record. Lineage: Eukaryota; Metazoa; Arthropoda; Insecta; Diptera; Drosophilidae.